UAUCAAUGUUGACAGUUACAAAGGAUUCUCGACUUGAAGAAGUAUUAUGCAAGUUAACAAGAACAUGCACGUGAGAGCGGAGGGUCGGAGGGUCGAUUUCUUAGAAUGAAGGUCAGCUACAUGAAGAGCAAGGAUUAGCUCUCAAUAGCUGUAAUCCUUCAUAAAGGCAGCAGUGUCAGCAACAACACAGAAAUCCUGUGUCCUUUGCAAAUCUUCAUUAUUCAAUAAUAUCAACCUUAAUUAUUUGAGCCAUGGCUGAGACUACCCCCAAACCCGUCAAUAUCUACUGGAGUCAUGAUCUACAGAACGUUGAGAAGCUACCAUGGUACCAAAAGGAGCUUCAAGAGAUAAACCCUGAGGCACGAGAGCUGUUCGAGAAGUACAGCCAGAUCCCUUCAGAGGAAGUUGUCUCUCACAUCACGCAAUUCAGAGAUGAGGGGUUCAAAGUGUUUCCCUACCCUUGCUUGGGGAAAUGGGGUUUUCUCAAUUUCAACAUCCGCCGGAGCCCUCAGUAUGACGAGAUUCUUCGGCGAGUCAAAAAUGGCGACAAACUCCUCGACAUUGGGUGCUGCGUCGGACAAGAUAUACGUAAACUCGUCUACGAUGGUGCUCCAUCCGAGAACCUCGUCGGAUCCGACUUGAAAAAGGAGUUCAUGGAUAUCGGGUACGAUCUCUUUCGGGAUGGAACAACCUUGAAAGCAACAUUCAUUGCUGCAGAUAUUUUUGAUCCAGAAUCAGACUUGAAGACGAUCGAUGGCUCUAUGGAUAUAGUUUACGCCUCCCACUUCUUUCAUCUGUUUAACUGGGAUGAACAGGUAGAUGCUGCUAAACGAAUGGUGGCGUUGUUGAAGCCCAAGGCAGGGUCACUUGUGGUUGGUAGACAUACUGGGCAUACUGUUGCUGAAGAAACAACACCAAGAUUCAAGUUGGACAAGCCAAAAUUCAGGCACAACGCAGAAUCAUUUGCUCGUCUCUGGAAACAAGUUGAAGAGGAAACGGGAACGAACUUCAAGAUUGACUCGUUCUAUGAUGAUGAAGCGUACACGGACAAGAACGCCAAUUUUAUGCCGGAGGGAACUAGAACUAUUGGAUUCAGCAUCGAGAGGCUGUAGGAGAUGUUGGCCUUUUUGGAAUAUCAAAUUGCAUUAUUAUAGCCAGCCAAGUUCAUAGACAUAGAUUUCAU
Messenger RNA from Aaosphaeria arxii CBS 175.79, 1183 nucleotides. RefSeq lists its product as uncharacterized. Bases 252 to 1112 code for a protein of 286 amino acids. The transcript has 3 exons. The record is from RefSeq and is a predicted model, not a curated record. NCBI's taxonomy places the organism in Eukaryota, Fungi, Ascomycota, Dothideomycetes, Pleosporales.